This is a messenger RNA of Manis javanica (Malayan pangolin), 3417 nucleotides long. It is a transcript of the gene CHERP, whose product is annotated as calcium homeostasis endoplasmic reticulum protein. Gene Ontology annotation, molecular function: RNA binding. Lineage: Eukaryota; Metazoa; Chordata; Mammalia; Pholidota; Manidae. Gene Ontology annotation, cellular component: perinuclear region of cytoplasm. Gene Ontology annotation, biological process: RNA processing; intracellular calcium ion homeostasis. The record is from RefSeq and is a predicted model, not a curated record.
GGCCGUAAACGGCACCGUCGCGCCACUUCCGGCCGGCUUCCGCAGACGGCGCUUGUGGGCGAUCGUGAGGCGCCGGAGGACGUUAGCGGUGGCCGGAGCCAUGGAGAUGCCGCUGCCCCCCGACGACCAGGAGCUUCGAAAUGUCAUCGAUAAGCUGGCCCAGUUCGUGGCUCGCAACGGGCCCGAGUUUGAGAAGAUGACGAUGGAGAAGCAGAAGGAUAACCCGAAAUUCUCGUUUCUGUUCGGAGGCGAGUUCUACAGUUACUACAAGUGCAAGCUGGCGCUGGAGCAGCAGCAGCUCCUUUGCAAGCAGCAGGCCCCAGAGCUGGAGCCGGCUGCGGCCCUGCCACCCCUGCCACAGCCCCCGCUGGCCCCCAGUGCGCCCAUCACGCCGGCCCAGGGAGCCCCAUCUAUGGACGAGCUCAUCCAGCAGAGCCAGUGGAACCUGCAGCAGCAGGAGCAACACCUGCUGGCCCUCCGACAGGAGCAGGUGACGGCAGCCGUGGCCCACGCGGUGGAGCAGCAGAUGCAGAAGCUCCUAGAGGAGACCCAGCUGGACAUGAAUGAAUUUGACAACCUGCUGCAGCCCAUCAUUGACACAUGCACCAAAGAUGCCAUCUCGGCCGGGAAAAACUGGAUGUUCAGCAAUGCCAAGUCCCCGCCACACUGCGAGCUGAUGGCAGGUCACCUGCGGAAUCGCAUCACUGCCGACGGGGCACACUUUGAGCUUCGGCUGCACCUCAUCUACCUGAUCAACGACGUGCUGCACCACUGGGCCCUGACGCGCGGAAGGUCUCUCCCUCACAGCCAGCGCAAGCAGGCCAGGGAGCUGCUGGCCGCCCUGCAGAAGGUUGUGGUACCCAUCUACUGCACCAGCUUCUUGGCCGUGGAGGAGGACAAGCAGCAGAAGAUCGCCCGGCUUCUGCAGCUCUGGGAGAAGAACGGCUACUUUGAUGACUCCAUCAUCCAGCAGUUACAGAGCCCGGCCCUAGGCCUCGGCCAGUACCAGGCGACGCUUAUCAAUGAGUACUCCUCUGUGGUGCAGCCAGUACAGCUGGCCUUCCAGCAGCAGAUCCAGACCCUCAAGACUCAGCACGAGGAGUUUGUCAGCAGCCUGGCCCAGCAGCCGCAGAUGCCCAUGCCGCAGAUGGAGGCGGACGUCAAGGCCACGCCCCCGCCACCUGCCCCGCCCCCGGCCCCCACGCCCACCCCCGCUAUCCCGCCAACCACCCAGCCUGAUGACACCAAGCCGCCCAUCCAGAUGCCCAGCUCCUCUGAGUAUGACGCGCCCGGAGGGCUCCAGGAUCCUGCCGCCCCCGGCUCCCGCGGCCCUGGGCCCCAUGACCAGAUCCCUCCCAACAAGCCCCCAUGGUUUGACCAGCCUCACCCAGUCGCUCCUUGGGGUCAACAGCAGCCUCCUGAGCAGCCCCCCUAUCCACACCACCAGGGUGGGCCGCCCCACUGCCCACCCUGGAACAACAGCCAUGAGGGCAUGUGGGGUGAGCAACGUGGGGACCCCGGCUGGAAUGGCCAGCGUGAUGCGCCCUGGAACAACCAGCCCGACCCCAACUGGAACAGCCAGUUCGAGGGCCCCUGGAACAGCCAGCAUGAGCAGCCGCCCUGGGGCGGGGGCCAGCGCGAGCCGCCCUUCCGCAUGCAGCGGCCACCACACUUCCGAGGGCCCUUCCCACCACACCAGCAGCACCCACAGUUCAACCAGCCGCCACACCCGCACAACUUCAACCGCUUCCCGCCCCGCUUCAUGCAGGAUGACUUUCCCCCACGCCACCCCUUCGAGCGGCCACCCUACCCGCACCGCUUUGACUACCCUCAGGGAGACUUCCCUGCUGAGAUGGGACCCCCUCACCACCACCCUGGCCACCGCAUGCCUCACCCUGGGAUCAACGAGCACCCGCCCUGGGGUGGGCCUCAGCACCCUGACUUCGGCCCUCCUCCCCACGGCUUCAACGGCCAGCCCCCCCACAUGCGACGACAGGGCCCUCCCCACAUCAACCACGACGAUCCCAGCCUGGUGCCCAACGUGCCCUACUUUGAUCUACCAGCUGGGCUGAUGGCCCCCCUGGUGAAGCUGGAAGACCAUGAGUACAAGCCUUUGGACCCUAAAGACAUCCGCCUCCCACCCCCGAUGCCACCCAGCGAGAGGCUUCUAGCAGCUGUGGAGGCCUUCUACAGCCCUCCCUCCCAUGACAGGCCCAGGAACAGCGAAGGCUGGGAGCAGAAUGGCCUGUACGAGUUCUUCCGGGCAAAGAUGCGGGCCCGGCGGAGGAAAGGCCAGGAGAAGAGGAACAGCGGCCCCUCCAGGUCUCGGAGCAGAUCCAAAAGUCGGGGCCGCUCCUCUUCCCGCUCCAACUCGAGGUCCUCCAAGUCGUCCGGUUCAUACUCGAGGUCGAGGUCGCGCUCCUGCUCCCGCUCCUACUCCCGCUCCCGCUCCAGGAGCCGCAGCCGCUCCCGCUCCUCGCGCAGCCGCUCCCGCUCCCGCUCCCGCUCCCGCUCCAAGUCCUAUUCUCCGGGAAGGAGACGUCACUCACGGUCCAGGAGCCCCACCCCGCCUUCCUCGGCUGGUCUGGGUUCUAAUUCAGCACCUCCUAUACCUGACUCAAGGCUCGGGGAAGAGAACAAAGGCCAUCAGAUGCUGGUGAAAAUGGGCUGGAGUGGAUCUGGUGGCCUUGGUGUGAAAGAGCAAGGGAUCCAGGACCCCAUCAAGGGUGGGGACGUGCGGGACAAGUGGGACCAAUACAAGGGCGUGGGCGUGGCCCUGGACGACCCCUAUGAGAACUACCGCCGGAAUAAGAGCUACUCCUUCAUCGCCCGCAUGAAGGCCAGGGAUGAGUGCAAGUAGGUGCACGGGGCAGGAGCCGCGCCCGUGGCCGUGGCCAUUGGACCUCCCUGGCUCCUUGGCAGCGGAAGGUGGUAGGGACAGCUCGGCUCUCACAUGGCCUCCAUCUCUGGGGAGUGGCAAAGGAGGAAAACUACAGCGUGCCUAGUGGCGGAGCCAUGCUCCAGGGCAUGGGGGCCCCAGGCCCUACCUGCAAACCAGCUCUUACACAGAAGCAAGACCCACAGGAGGAGAUGCCCCGGCCAGUGUGGCCAUGAACUCGUUUCCCUUGACAGUGAAGCAAGAGAUUCAAGACCCUCCGGAUGAGGAUCCUUGACAUCUGAAAGAACAGAUGCGUCGUGCCUCCACUUACACCAGUAACAAACAGCUUGUGGAGAGGCCGAGCAAGCACCCGGCCAGCCCAGGGUGGCACAGACCAGGCCACCUCCACCCCCCCACCCCUGGGUCAUGUGGUGAUGAAGGUCCAGCCGGCACACAUGGUAGUACCGUUAACUCCUGAAAAAUGGAAAAACCUUUUGAUUUGCAAAGUUAAACAGGGUUUUCGUUUAUACUCCAAAUGG